UGUUCAACUUGUUGAAUGUGUUUGAUACCUGCUACUGUGCAGCUGUCAGCAUACAUGGUUCUUUCGAGCUGAGGCUUAACUUGGCUAAAUUUAAACCAAUCUUUCUGCAGACCCCAGCUGUGCAGAAACUACAGCACUUCCUCUUUCAUCGCAAAUUGAGAGUGAAAAUAGCUUUACCUCUGGUCAAAAUAACAAGUGUGUUGCUUUCAUCCUACACACACAAGACAGAGAGAAGUCAACCACAGGGCCCAGGAAGUGCUUUCAUCUGCAGCAUAGACUUAAGCUGUAGUUUCAGGCACAUUUGGAGACGGCUGUCACAGACAGAUUUGCUUCUGUUAUUACCGGCUGUGAGAUAACCUCGACGUGGCAGAGAGAUGAAGUUCAUGUUUCAUUUCACUCUGGUGCUGUCAGUCCUCCUGACCUCAGCCCUGAAAACCCUCGAUUCAGAUCAGGAGCUGCAAGACAGUGGGUUCGGUCAACCACCGCCUCGCCACGGCCUCAAGUUGCUGGAGUGGUACGUUAACAACUGCCUGGACAACAACAUGGUGGCUCUGUGUGAUCCCACGCAAGGUGUUUAUGGAUUUCAUGAGUUUAAGAACCGGGGGCCCAGGCAUCUGCUUCCUGUCAUAGAGGAUAAAAGGCAAUACAAGUACUACACCAUCGGAAACCUCAACGCUCCCCAUUCCGAGGACCUGCCAUAUGAAGUCAGGAAGUACUACAACCACAAAGACCCUGAAAGUAACAAGGACAGAGUUUUGGUGCGAUACAACAACAACAACAGGCGCGUGGACGAGAUCUACGCAUCUGCACACUAUAAAGCAAAAGAGACGUACGUAAUUGGGCCCAAUCUUUUUGCUUCUCUUCGGCGGCGAACUGCCCUCGUUAGCAGAGAAAUGUGAUGCAAAAAUCUUUAUGUGACAUCUUUAAUAGCCCUGACUCUUCAAAACAAAUCCCGACGGAAAGAUUUUUUAAACAGUCUUGAUUGACAUGGCUGCUGCUGUUCUUUGUUGUCAGAAUGAAGUGCCAGGCUGCUUUGAUUAGCUUAUUUUAAGGAGUAUGAGUCAGGAUCUUUGUUUAUAUGACCUGGCAUGGCCUGCCUGCUUGUAGAAUACAAGGCUUUGGAGAAUAUUUCUUUGACCAAUAAAAUAAGUGUUAAAAUGUA
Messenger RNA from Dicentrarchus labrax (European seabass), 1162 nucleotides. RefSeq lists its product as uncharacterized. The coding region runs from base 375 to 899 and encodes 174 amino acids. The record is from RefSeq and is a predicted model, not a curated record. NCBI's taxonomy places the organism in Eukaryota, Metazoa, Chordata, Actinopteri, Moronidae. The transcript is spliced from 2 exons.